Centropristis striata (black sea bass) is the source of this 3792-nucleotide messenger RNA. It is a transcript of the gene tsc22d3, whose product is annotated as TSC22 domain family, member 3. The transcript is spliced from 3 exons. Bases 2038 to 2490 code for a protein of 150 amino acids. Lineage: Eukaryota; Metazoa; Chordata; Actinopteri; Perciformes; Serranidae. The record is from RefSeq and is a predicted model, not a curated record. Gene Ontology annotation, biological process: regulation of transcription by RNA polymerase II.
GAGAACAGAGCUGCAGGUUUGGAGCUGGGCUGAUUCUUAUAUGCCCUGUAAGAUUAGUGGAUAUUCAUAAUAAAUAUAUGGGUAAUACACACAUGGAUUACAUCCUUUGUUGCCCUAAAAUAUACUUGAAUGCUUUGUUUUUUAGUCCACACAAUAGGGUGAACUACAGUGUUAUAAAACUGAACUGAAAAACAAGUAGUUAUGGUAUGGUAUGUAAACAGUAUUAGCCAGUGUAUGAAUGAAUGAAUAGCUGGAUGUCAAUUAUCCUUGAGAAUUUUCCGUAUGUCUUCUGAGCAGGAAAAACAACCUGGAAUUGUUGAUUUAUGGAGGCAGGAAAUGUGUAUGGAAAAUUCCAUGGUAAACACUGAGUCCAGGAACUGAGCCUUUGUGAUUAAUAUUGUCCCCCACUGGUCGGUGUAGACAAUUCCACAUGUUCACCACUAGAGGCCGAUAGAGUUCAGAUAUAAACUCCGGGGAAAGUUACCGGGAGAGAGGGUGGAAAAGUACCUCUGCAUGUGUGCAGGUGGUGCAGGACAUUCCGUUAUAGCAUAUGGCCUACUGUAAAAAAAAACACAACAACAAUAACGUGAUGGAAACAACAUGUUCCUGUUGUCAUUACAGUUGAAGUAAUCGAGGACAUUGUGGACUUAUUCAAGUUUGCUUUGACAAAUGAAGCCAUGUCUAAGCUACCAAUAAAUAGUUUAAGAUGACAUUUUUCAAGAAAACACUGCCUACCAUGCAAUCGCUUGUUAAAAAAGAGCUCAUUGAUUCACGUGCACACCAUAUGCAACCAAUCCUCGCGACCUUUCUGCGGCCAAAUCGAGUUUUUAUUUAUUAGCACCACGAUUGACAUAUUUAUCCCGACCUUCUGUGAUUAUAUAUGUUGACGUGGUUGUUAUGUUGUUGUUUGUUACAGUGGGGACAGAUUUCGGUCUGUGGGUUAACUGCAGAAGUCAGCGGCUGAGGAAAAGUUCAGAGGCAGGGCAUAUGUAACGCUGCGUUCAAAUGCUUCUCUAAAAGUCGUUUUUUUUACAAUCACGAUUGUUUACCAAUAGUUAGAUUCAAUGCAACCCAAAAUUUAAUUCAUUUUAUGGCCUUUAUUUUCGAUUUUGUACUUUACAUCGCAGAGUACAGGAAACAAAUGUGUUGUUUUAGUUGACUAAAUACUAAGUUGUUUUGUCUUUAAUUGUCUGUUAAUUAGAUCCAUUUCUCUUGCUAAAAUAACCAAACACCAACAACCAGAAAUGACAAAAAAUACAAUCUGUUAUGCUAACAAAAAGCAUGUAUUACUUUCAGAGAGCCCAACAUAGAACUAUUCCAAUUUUAUAUUCAUAAGCUGUGUACGUGUUUGCACAGCUGCAGACAGUCUUACAUAAGCAAAUGUUUUGUUCUUGUGGCAUGUAGACAAAAAUGUUCUGAAUGAAAAUCUCAAAAAAGUUAAAGUAUCACAAAACGGAACUAUCAAUAAAUGUUAUUCAAUCUUUACAAUACAGUAAUUGCCCCAGGAAUUAGUAAAUUAACCUAAUAUUUAUUUUUGCACAAUAGCAGAGGGGGUUGAAAUCCCCUGACAGAAGAUUAAAAGUCAAAGUCUCACAAAACAGCAACACUACUAAGGCCAGCUUUGUAAAAACUUGUCGUGAGUCUUUUUUUAUUUUUUAAAUCCCCCCCUCGAGGUUUAUUUUUACAAAAAAACUGGAGGUGGGGUGUAUUUAUCUUGCUACUGACUUUUCCCAUGGCACGGAAAGGCACCACAAAAUCAGACCCGCCAACUCAUUUGACUAAUGUAUGCGCGCGUCAUAUGACGUCAGGUGGCGAGUCAUUCAAAUAGCAGCCGGUUUCAGAAAUAGCAUCAGACAGUCGCUCGUUCAAACCAGCGAAGCUCACACACACCGACACAGCAGUGCGCUCAGCUUAACAGCAGCGAGUUCAGUGCAUCGCUACGAAAGAACUUAAAAACAGAUCCGGAUUUUACACGAAAGUGUCCAACCAGUCGCAAACGUGGCGAGAAGCGUAAUCCAAACGAGUCUGGUACUCAACAUGAGCACGGAGAUGUUCGGUAAAACACCAAUGGAGGUGGCUGUCUACCAGUUGCAUAACUUCUCCAUCUCGUUCUUCUCCUCGUUACUCGGAGGAGAUGUUGUAUCGGUCAAACUUGACAACAGUGCCUCAGGUGCUAGCGUUGUGGCCAUCGACAACAAGAUCGAACAGGCGAUGGAUCUUGUCAAGAACCACCUGAUGUACGCGGUGCGUGAGGAGGUGGAGAUCCUCAAAGAGCAGAUCAAGGAGCUGGCGGAGAAGAACAACCAGCUGGAGAGGGAGAACUACCUGCUAAAGAACCUGGCCAGUCCGGAGCAGAUGGAGAAGUUCCAGUCUCGCAUCCCGACGGACGCGCUGCUACCUCUGGACAAUCUGAGCGCUCAGGUGACCCCAGACCAGCAGCAGCAGCAGCAGCGCCUGCCCUGCAGCCUCAGCACUGGCUCUGCUGUAUAAGUGGCUCUGCCUUGGGGCGGGCAGAGCCACUGUCUCUUUACAGUAAUGGACCUCCAUUUUGAACGUAAGCGUUACAAAAAUCGCCGCUGCCGUGCAGCCUUCGUAAUAGCGAAGGUGAAGCAACGGGGCUGUAAAUGAUCGAAGGGACACAAAAGAACUGUUGACACUGACAAGCACAAAGCAGAACUUAAGACGCUCUGACUGGUGCGGUGUCAGGCCCGUCCUCUGAUACCGUCCAACUCUCUGUCGUAGUCUCUCUGUGUAGACAAAAGCGCUAAGAAUAGAGAGAUGGCUGCCUAGACACUGACGAGCGCUUGCUUUCAGACGGCGGGGGGGCUUUCCCCGCCCAGCCGAACCCUUCCAACAAACACCCUUGGCUCAAGAGAGACGCGGGGUGUUGAUCGGGCUGGCCCUGCAGGUGCUAACUUGGAAAGUGUUGGGGAGGGUUGCUGUCCCCGCUCACCCAGAGGAGACGGUCCUCCAUGUCUCAACGAGAAGAGCCCCAUCAUGCGGAUUUGUCCGAUGUCAUAAACAAGUUUCAAGGACUCCCAGCCACACAUUUCACACAACGAGGACUUUUCCUGUACCUACAAUGUAUUGCACAUGUGUUCAUGUACAUUUAAGCAUAACAAAAAUAAUCAACAGGAUAAGCUAAGGCACCAGAGGUGGCGGUAAAUGCAGUGUAGCCUUUUAGAGUUGGUGGACAGCUGCAGCAGCCUGAUCAGUAUACUGUCAUGAUUCAUUAAAUGUAAUCUUGUAUUGCCUGCAGUCGGGGCUUGCUGCUUAUGGGGGAAAUUAAUCCUGCUAUCUUCUGUUUUUGUUUCUGAUUCUGAACAAAAAUCAGUCGUUUGUAUAAUAGGAGCAUUGUACAGUGGUCUUAAAAGAUUUUUUAUGUAAUCUUGAGGGACAGGCAUAUCUGUCCAUUUUGUCUGCCUGGCUAUUCACAGUAAAGGAUAACUACAGUGUACAUAAAGUUGAAACGUCCUGAGGUAAAUAUAGAGAUGGUGAGCAAGCAGAAGCCAGCAUUUGUCGCUGCAGAUGCACUCCUGAUUUUUUUUAGCAGCGUCGUCCAGUAUCUGGUCUGUUUCUUGCUCAGAUGCCAACUUGAAAACGAUGGCAUGACAACAGUGCCUGUCCUUUUUAGUAAGAGAGGAACACAUUUCCACACUGAGCUCUGUUGUUUGUUUUCUAGCUACCAAAGACUUUUUGCCUUCUUUUUUUCACACAACAGAAGUGGAGCAAACCAGGACCAUGUGUAAAAGUUCACAGGGAGAAGAAGUCUUGUUUGUAGCUAGUGCUAAA